UCCUUGUCUGACGUCAGUGGCUGCAGGGCUUGGCAGGCGAGCGGUCAUCAUAUUUUCAUGGCACCAAUGACUACGUCCGGUCCUGCUGUGUUCGUGUUCCUGACUAGCAUCUUGUGUGGAAACAUCAGAGGUUCAACACAAAGCGUCACGCAGCCAUGUGAGAGAAACAAAAGAGCCAUCUCACUCUGCGAACGUAGCUCCGAUAACCGCCCGUCAGGCUUUCUCACAUACAACAUGUCCACCUCGCCGGAGUGGUGCAAAUGCAGCCUUUCGACAGACCAGAAAGAUACGAUGGAUGUGCAGUAUUCGACGACCGGACACAACGCAACAUAUGACUUCGUCUUCCACGUUGCAAGAGGUGGCGGUGGCAACAUCACAGGCAGACACGGACACUGGAACGACAUCAUAUCUAAACAGAUGCCUUGGACCGUGUACCUGUCGAAGGCUAAUCUUGAAACAGAACGUGCAGCAAUUCAAGGAUUAUGUUUCUCCUAUGAAGUUAAGAAUGAAGCAUCAAGAUUAUCCAUUGUUUGCCAUUCUUCUGACAUGGAACUGAGCAAGUCUGAGACAUCAAACAUAUCACUGAUCACUUCAUUCCUGUCCGGACUGGCUUGUGUCCUGGCUUUUGCGGCAGUAGUUGUGGUGUUCAUAUGCAGAGCACCGAGGUGUGUGAGGUGUGAACGGCAAAUUCAACACUAGAGCUCUGGAUGAGAUACUCACAACAAUACAACAACCAUCUACAAUGCGAUAAGGAGGGUUUGCUCUCCACCAUUUCAUGCAAAAUAAAUAAACCGUGAACGCGAA
Molecule: messenger RNA, 804 nt
Organism: Haliotis rubra (blacklip abalone)
Lineage: Eukaryota; Metazoa; Mollusca; Gastropoda; Lepetellida; Haliotidae
Exons: 7
Coding region: 58-699 (213 amino acids)
Source: RefSeq, a predicted model, not a curated record